Messenger RNA from Cotesia glomerata, 1063 nucleotides. Its product is annotated as metaxin-2-like. Gene Ontology annotation, biological process: mitochondrion organization. The transcript is spliced from 3 exons. Bases 123 to 914 code for a protein of 263 amino acids. Lineage: Eukaryota; Metazoa; Arthropoda; Insecta; Hymenoptera; Braconidae. Gene Ontology annotation, cellular component: SAM complex. The record is from RefSeq and is a predicted model, not a curated record.
GCUUUGUUUAUUUGUGGCAAGCAUUUUUAUUUCCAGGCCCAACACAAUUGUUAGAAAGAAAAAGUUGUGGAUUAUUUAUUAUAACACUUUUAAAAAUAAUUAUUUAAAAAUAAAUAAUUAAAAUGCCAAACCCACUGUUGACUGAGGCAAGAGAACUCGAACUUGGAGCCCAAGAAUUAUGGCCACAAUUAAUAAAACUGUAUCAACCACUGGAAGUCGAGCAAAUAUUAUUACCCGACAAUGCAAAUUGUCUUGCCGUGCAAGCUUACCUGCACAUGUGUAAUUUAAAUUACCAAGUAGAACCCCGUAAAAAUGCAGAGUACAUGUCUCCGUCUGGAAAAGUGCCUUUCAUACAGUGCGGAGGCACUGUAAUUUCCGAGUUCGACAACAUUGUGUCCUUCAUCAAUAACAAGGGGACUACUUUGACCAAUGACUUGACUCCAGAAGAGAAAAUUGACAUGAGAGCUUACAUAUCGCUGAUAAACAACGGGCUAGCCAAUGCUGAGCAGUAUAUUUGUUGGGUUGAUCCAGUUACUCUUGAUACUGUCACUAAGCCGAGGCACGGCAAUGUUUAUGCCUGGCCUUUGAACUAUAUUUUGAAUUGGCAGAAGCACAGGCAGGUUGUUAAAAAGCUUAAGGUUCUUGGUCUUUACAGCAAAGGUAUCAAUGAUAUUUAUCAUGAUGUCAAAAUGUACUGUACUGCACUGUCUGAGAGACUCGAUGGAAAGCCUUAUUUUUAUGGGAAUAAGGGACCUACGGAACUCGAUGCAUUAGUAUUCGGGCAUUUAUUUACAAUCAUAACAACACCUUUACCAGCAAAUAAACUAGCUGAGAUAGUUCGAAGCUUUCCUGACCUAGUUGAUCUGUGUAAGCGCAUCGAUCAGAGGUAUUUUCAACGUAAAAACGAUGAUUAGGGUUUGCUAAAAAGUACAAGUUUCAAAUUUAUUGAUAUUAUUUACACGGAUUAUGACCGCUGUCAAUUUUUGUGCUUAGCUUCUCAAACGGACAAGUGUCCUGAGGGUAAAUUAAUUUGUUCUGUUAUGUAAACUUUACUUUGAUUUUU